Messenger RNA from Ylistrum balloti, 4926 nucleotides. RefSeq names its product rho GTPase-activating protein 1-like. NCBI's taxonomy places the organism in Eukaryota, Metazoa, Mollusca, Bivalvia, Pectinida, Pectinidae. Gene Ontology annotation, cellular component: cytoplasm. Bases 456 to 1859 code for a protein of 467 amino acids. The record is from RefSeq and is a predicted model, not a curated record. Gene Ontology annotation, molecular function: GTPase activator activity. The transcript is spliced from 14 exons. Gene Ontology annotation, biological process: negative regulation of endocytic recycling; small GTPase-mediated signal transduction.
ACUGCCUACUUGUCAAGGCUAAUUUUAUAGCUGAAGUACAAGGUGUUACUUCAACUGGAGACAAGUUUCACUUAUUUUUUAUGCAUACGGAUACUAUAUGGUGGUUAUUUGUACUUUGACAUCAGAGUGCGCGAAAAUGUUGCUGCUGAACUCGUAGGGCAUAUGCAUAUUUUACCGUGUAUGUGUGAGUGCCGCCUCUUCAGUGACAGCACAGCAACCUGAACAGUAGCCCUGAGCCUUAUUCACUUUCAUGAUCGUGAUACCCAUAUAUCACUGUCAGUGGGCUUGCUUAUUCAUACAGAAACAAAAAAAAAAUCAAAUACACUAUGAAGCAAUAAGAACAUUGCAUUUUCUUAUGUCAAAUAUACACACAGACUUGUCAAAAUUGUAAAAUCCAUGUAAUUCAUGCUCAGGCCUAAUAUUUACUUUCUACAACUGAUGACUUCACAAACAUAAUGGAUACAGAUUUGUCUGCAAGCGGAGGAGGGGAAUCGCAGUCGUACAUUAAUGAAGAUUUUCCCUCUGAUGGAAAUGGAGAUGGCAACCUCUUUGAGAGUACAGAGGAGCCUGAAUUUGAGUUUGACGAGAGUGGUUUAGAACUGGCUGCAGAUGAUGACUUAGCAAGAGAGAAUUCAGAUGGCAGUGCCUUCCAGAGUGGCUCUAUAACUCCUGAUGGACUCAUUGAUGAGGAUUUUGAAAAAGAAUUAGGAACACCAUCUGAUGCAGAGGAGGAAGAUGAAGGAGAGUUUCAGGAUGUAGCCCAACACAAUAUACUAGAAGUUGCAGGAGAUGAUGUUUAUGGUAGAAAAGUGAUCAUCUUUUCCUCAUGUAAGCUCCCAUCCAGUGAAAAGUUAGAUCACCAACGACUCUUCCUAUACUUAAAACAUACAUUGGACCAAUAUGUGGAGAACGAUUAUGUGAUCGUUUAUUUCCACUAUGGAUUGACCAGCAAGAACAAACCAAAGCUGUCAUGGCUGCUGCAAGUGUACCGAGAAUUAGACAGGAAAUACAAGAAGAAUCUGAAAGCUUUGUAUCUGGUACACCCAACCAGAUUUAUAAAGAUUCUCUGGAAUGUCUUCAAGCCGUUUAUCAGUGCCAAGUUCGGGCGUAAGGUGAUGUAUGUGAACUACCUACAUGAAUUGAAAGAACACUUACACUUUGACCAGCUGGUAGUACCUGAACCUGUUCUGCAGUAUGAUGCUAAACAGGUGAAGUCCAACAAGCCUCCUUACCCCUACUCAAAAGAUGGGACAGAUGCUGUGUCUCGGGCAAAUAAAACACAGCAGUUUGGGGUUACACUCAAUCAUGUGCGGCAAAAUUACAAAUGUGUAAUACCUCCAGUGGUGGAGAUUACUGUGGAAUACCUCAGGGCUAAUGCAUUAGAUGUUGAAGGCAUUUUCCGGAGAUCUGCAAAUGCUCGCACUUUAAAAGAAGUCCAGAAAAAAUUUAAUCAAGGUCUGCCUGUGGAUUUCAAUACUGAAGGAGAUGUUCAUAUUGCAGCUGUUAUCCUUAAAACUUUCCUUAGGGAGCUACAGGAACCCCUCCUGACCUUUGACCUGUACCAGCCAAUCGUCCGUCUUCACAAUCAGGAUGAAGAACGCCAAAUGGUAGAAGUUCAGAGGAUAUUGAGGGAGGAACUCCCAGAGGAUAAUUAUAUCAUUUUGAAAUACAUCCUCCAGUUUCUGACAGAGAUUGUAGACCAUUCUGAGGAGAAUAAAAUGACGUCCAUGAACCUGUCCAUUGUGUUUGGGCCAAACCUUUUAUGGCCAAAGGGUCAAGCUUCACUGUCUGCUAUGGGCUAUCUAAACAACUUCACCAAGUACCUUAUAGACCACUACCGAGAGCUGUUUGAGAGCUGACUGAGGGGGCAGGACUGACACACCUUUGACUCUUUCUACAAACUUUCUGACUGUGCAGGUUUCUGAAGCUGUUUGUUUUUGUGAUCACAUGUUAACACUGUUUAACAAUAAUGUGGAUAUGUUUUAGAAAUGUAUGAUUUCUUCAGGUAUAAAUAACAUUACUUGUAAAAGCAUGGUAUGGGGUAUCGGUUAAGUUCAAUAUGAUAUUAAAGCUCUGUUGAAUCAGGAAGUGUGUAUAGCAUAAUGAUCAAGCUUGAUAUUAAAUACCUAUCGCAAAUUGUAAUAGAUGAUGUGAAUACACAUUAUAAGAUGUACUGUUUAGUCUGUUUUGAUGCUAUAGUCUUUUCUGCAACUUUAUCUCAUAUAACUGGAACAAUUCCUGGAUUUAGCUUUCUUUUCAAAAUGAACAUUUUUGUUUUCUAAUUCAUUCCAAGACAUUGAUAUCAAUGUAUGUAAAGAAAACAUUGUUAUUGUCCUAAAAUAUACAGCAUGUAUUUUGACGAGGGUGUAGAAAAACAAAAAUGGCUUGCCCAAGCCAAUGUACCGCUUAUACUCUAAGACACCGACUAUGUCUGUCUAUUUAUCCUGCCACAUUGAUUGAAAAUUCAGACUUUUGAAAUUUCAACAGUUUGUAACUUCAAGAGUAUGUUGAUCAAUCUCUGUUUACCUGCUGUUGAUGUUACACCAAGUUUUCUCUGAUUACACACACCAAAUUAACUGAUCUGCUUAUAAUUCCAAAUUAACAGCAAUUUUAUUAAUUUGUUUCAAUAAACUUGUUAAUUACAACAAAUAAAAAAAUUCUUUCAACAGAUGUGAAUAUUUUGAAAUUUGUGGUUAGGAAAAUCAUAUAAAGUAAUUCUGCUGAAUACAGCAAAAAAAAAAAAAAAAUCUGGCAGGUGUAUUCUGACAAUAGCAGUCGCAGGAUAAAAAUGUAUCUUGAUGUCAUUAUGUAACAUGUUCAACACAUUGACUUUCCAUUCUUUGUCACAGCAUGGACAAUUUGAUUAUUUAUUGCUUGGUUUCACCUGCAUUGGAGUAUUUAGAACAAUUAUAUGUUAUUAUAUUAUUUGUUAUACACUUUUGUAUUGUAAUUUUAUUAUUAAGUCAUUUAAUAUGUUAAAUUUCUAUAGUUUUUGUAGUGUUGUGGUGUGCAAUGUGUAAAUCAUGGCCAAAUAUACUGAUGGAUAUGUACACAUACGUGCCAAAGGUGACAAGGCUACAGGUAUGGACUGGGUUUGUCACGUCAGGCUGGUCAAUGCUGAAGACCCCACUCUGAAACUUACAUUCCAAAACUUUUCUAAAAAAAACUUUGUGAUUGCUGGACCCAUUGUAUUUAUAAUUCAUCAUACAAGAUGGUCUGGUCAAGGUCACUCAUGUACAAACUACAAUUAGGAUGCAGCACAAAUAAUGUACAGUACACUAUCUCACUUUGUUCUACAAUUCACAUUUUAGAAUGUUAGUCUAAUCAAUUAAAUUAAGAUAUCUGAAAUCAUGAGUUUUUUAACAUUUCAUCAUGUGUUCAAAUUGAAGAAAAGAAAAAAAAAGAAAUAGAAAUAUUUUGUGACAAACUUCACUCUUAUGUUUGCCUUUUGAAGAUUCUCCCAACAGUUUUAGCUUGCUUUCAUUUCUGGAUUUGAGAUUACCUAUGACCUUAUCAGGGAUGCCUUGCUGUAGGUCCUAGAUUUGAGUCUACCAGUGUUUUAAUCUUAGGUGCCGCCCUUCAGUUAAAUCCUGAAUUUGAGACUGCAUAUGUCAAAAUUUGGAGUACCUUGGUUUAAGUCCUUGAUUUAUAAGGCUACUGAUGCCCUGUCUAUAGGUGCUUGGCUGUAGGCCCAGGGGUUCGAAUGUACUUAUAUUCUGAUUUGCAUGGCUAUUAGUUCUGGAUUGAGACUGCCUUUCUGGAUUUUGGGUUGACUGUGUCCUAUUUAGAGGUACCAGUCUGUAAGUCCUGGACUUCAGGCUACCUUUGUCCUUAUUAGAGGUGCCUUGGCUGUAGGUUCUGGCAAUGAGAUCAUUUAUGUCCCACUGUAGGUCUUGGAUUUGAGGCUCCUAAUGUCCUAAUUAGAGGUGUCCCACUGUAGGUCUUGAAUUUGAGGCUCCUUAUGUCCUAAUUAGAGGUGUCCCACUGUAGGUCUUUGAUUAGAGGCUCCUUAUGUCCUAAUUAGAGGUGUCCCACUGUAGGUCUUGAAUUUGAGGCUCCUUAUGUCCUAAUUAGAGGUGUCCCACUGUAGGUCUUUGAUUAGAGGCUCCUUAUGUCCUAAUUAGAGGUGUCCCACUGUAGGUCUUGGAUUUGAGGCUCCUUAUGUCCUAAUUAGAUGCACCUGACUGUAGGUCCUAGAUUUGGCUUUACUGGAGGUCGUAAAAUUGAGACUAUUUAAGUCCUUUAGAGGUGACCAGCUGUAAGUCCUUGAUUUGAGACUGCCUGUGUUCUAAUUUUAGGUUCUCUGUCCUGUAGGACCUUGAUUUAGGGCUCCCUAUGUCCUAAUUUAUGGUACCUGGCUGUAGGUCCUAUAUGUCCUAAUUUUUGAGUGCAAGGCUGUAGGUCCUAUAUGUCCUAAUUUUUGAGUGAAAGGCUGUAGGUCCUGGAUUUCAGACUCGCUUUGUCUUAAUUUGUGGUGCCUGGCUGUAGAUCCUGGAUUUGGGGCUCCAUAUGUCCUAAGGUUUGAGACUACAAGGGUUAUCAAAACUGUAUAAUGGUUUAUGAUAUAAAUUGCCUGUUCUUCUUCUAUUUCCUCAUAAUACCUGUAUAGUCAGUUGUGUCAGUCCCCCUCUCCCAAAUACUGAGCGCAUCAGUUGUUGAUUUUUAUAGAACUUCCUAUAAACUCUGUUGGUUCUCUACAUUGAUUUGUUAAUACAUUAUGUAUUUAUGUAAAAUAUUUAUCUGUGUUAACAGAUUCAUCUGUGUAAGGUUUGAGUGUUGUUAUAGGUAAACUAUAACUGUACCUGUUUAAUUAGAAUAUGGUUCAUAUCAAUGUUACUCUUUACAUUGUAGUGUGCUUCCAUAGACAAUGUAAUGUAGUCAUUUGUUAAUACAAAAGACCCCCUAAGGGGGAAAUUUAGAAAUGAA